UGUGUAUCAGAUAACAUUACAGUUCAAACUGACAUUACCAGAUACGGAUUACUUAUCUGUCAGUAUGAGAACCACAGACACAAUGUCCACAGACGUGAGAGAGGUGCUUCUGGAGGUUUACGUCAAUGACGCCUUCUACUUCGGUGACAGCUACUGGGCAUCAGAUGAUAAAGAUGUGCAGCUGGAGUUUGAGAUCACCGAUGACAUCUACGACCUUAUCAGCAGCAGUGCAUCUCGAGAGUUAGAUGUGCAGCUGGAGGUUGUGACAGUGGAUCAUGUCUCAGGCAGAUACUGCAGUCCAGGAGAGAUGCGUGUGCAGCUGGAGGUUAACUCUAGUGACAACAUCUCAGUCUGUGAAGUGAAAGAUUUGCAGCUGGAGAUGAACAGGAACGACAGCAUCUCAGAGCUGAAGAGUCCUACACUGGUCUCUGAAGAUCUGAGCGACCCAGCAGGACCUUCAGUGGAAGAGGCCAAUGAUCAGGGUGGCCUGGAUGCUGAGAACAGUCCAACAGGACUCACUGUCUGGGAGAUAACCAGGAAAAUGGGGGCAAUCUUCCAGCAGAUUUGUGCAGUUUUCCAGACAAAAAUGCCAGAAACUGUUGGGCAACCUGAAUUGGAUCUUCCCGAUCCAAAGGAAUCGUUUGUUCCAGAUCCAAGUGCUCCCAAGCCAGAACCUGAAAUGGAUCUGUUAGAUACCGAGCAAUCGUGUAUCCCUGAACCUGAAUUGGAUCUCGUGGUUCCUUCUGAACCUAAACUGGAUCUGGUUGAUCCAGAGGAAGCAUGUGCCAGCCCAAAAGAAACUACCAAAGCCACGAAGAAUAAGAAAGUUCUUGGCUUCGUUGUAACUAAGAGAGUAGAAUAUGCUACAGUGAGGAAUACGAAAAAAACCUUCCUCCAGAACAACAGAUCGAACUCAGCAUGGCCUGAGAUGGAUCUGAAUGUUCGUGAACCAAAACCUAUUGAGGAUUUGGUUGCUCCUCCUAAAUGGGAUCUGGUUGAUGCAGUGGAACUGUACACCCCGAGUCCUAGCGUUCCUGAGCCGGACUCUGAGGAGGAUCUGGAUGAUCCUCUUGAACGUGAAUGGGAUAAGGACUCGAUGGAAUUAUAUGCCCCGGGUUCAAAUGUCCCUGAGCCAGACCCUGAAGAGGAUCUGGUUGAUUCAGUGGAAUUGUACCUCCCGGGUCCAAGCGUUCUCAAGCCACGACCUGAAUGGGAUCUGGCUACUCCAGUGGAUUUGGGUGCACCAAGUCCAAGCGUUCUUGAGCCAGAGUCUACAGUGUUAUCUGAACUUGCAAGUUUGGAAAACUACGUCCCUUUAAACAUGCUCCAACUAGAGGAUCGUUUGAAGCAGUGUACACUGCUCAAACAAAGACAUGUCACCAAUGUCUGGCCCAGGAUCUUCAUCGGAGAUGAAGAGGCUGCAACAGACCGAGAUAUGCUGCAGGAGAUGUGCAUCACUCACAUUUUGAACGCUGCAGCGCCCAAAAAGGACUUGAACUACUUCUUGGGAAAAUCUUAUGUUGAAGAUCUAGAAGGAACAGUCAAUACAGGGUCCAGAUAUUACAGAGGCUUGCACAUCAAUUAUUACAGCUUGCCUACAACAGACAGACACUGUUCUGACAUCAGCAAGUGCUUCAUGCCAGCUGCAAAAUUCAUUGACAAGGCCGUGAAUAAGCCAGGAAGUAAGGUGUUGAUUUGCUGCAAGCAGGGUGUCGACCACUCUGCGACUCUGUUUCUGGCAUAUCUGAUGAUCUGCCAUGACAUGAUGGUGGAGGAUGCCAUUGAUGACGUCAUAAAGUCGAGACGCAUCCAGCCCUCCAGAGACUUCCUGAAGGAGCUGAUGCUCCUCAAUGCUGACCUUGUGAACAAGCGAAAACUAAAGCUAGAGGACAUAAAAAAAGGCAAAAAGAGGAGAAAAUGGCAGCUAAAAAAGAAGUGUAGAGAUUUACUAAAAGAUAUAAAAGAAAAUGUGCACAUAUAGAAAUGUCAAUAAAAUGAAUGGAUAAUGUCCUGAUAAUGAGCUGCUUUGUUUUGUAAUGUAUUUGUUUUUUACAGUGCAAAUAAAUAUCUGUACUGAUAGAUAUAAUAGAUAGGAUAGAUAUAAUCCUAUCAGCAUUGUAUUUUAUGUAUUUUAUUUAUGUACUUUAAUGAAUUGCUUACAGUGCAAAUGAAUAAGUGCACAGAUAAAAAAAAAACUAAAUAGAGGCAUUGUUAGAUGCCAGUGUUUCAUGAUAUAAUUGCUAUGCAAAGAUUUGAUUUAAAAAAAUAUUUCAGUAUCAUAGCUAUUAAACUAUAUGUUGUUAUGAUUUGAAAUUUGUAUUUUCCCUUAGAAUGAUCUCAAAGUAAAAAGAUGAGCUAAAGUCUGAUUUUGUGGUGCUGUGCUUUAAAAUGAUUUUUGACAGUAGUCAGUGCUGAGCACUGUAAGGUUAACCCUGCCUGGUUUAAAUGUUUGAAAAUGAUUAACGGCUGAAAACAUUCAUUGGAAAUUUAGAAAAGUGAUCAAAUGUAAUCAGUUACAUUACUUUUAUAAAGUAGUUGAAAUAGUUAGAUAAC
Carassius gibelio (silver crucian carp) is the source of this 2553-nucleotide messenger RNA. RefSeq lists its product as uncharacterized. Gene Ontology annotation, molecular function: MAP kinase phosphatase activity; protein tyrosine/serine/threonine phosphatase activity. Lineage: Eukaryota; Metazoa; Chordata; Actinopteri; Cypriniformes; Cyprinidae. Gene Ontology annotation, biological process: negative regulation of MAPK cascade; protein dephosphorylation. The transcript is spliced from 6 exons. Bases 65 to 1981 code for a protein of 638 amino acids. The record is from RefSeq and is a predicted model, not a curated record. Gene Ontology annotation, cellular component: cytoplasm.